Messenger RNA from Zonotrichia leucophrys gambelii, 3654 nucleotides. RefSeq names its product FAM161 centrosomal protein A (gene FAM161A). NCBI's taxonomy places the organism in Eukaryota, Metazoa, Chordata, Aves, Passeriformes, Passerellidae. Bases 1 to 2607 code for a protein of 868 amino acids. Gene Ontology annotation, biological process: cilium organization. The transcript has 7 exons. Gene Ontology annotation, cellular component: photoreceptor connecting cilium; cilium; ciliary basal body. The record is from RefSeq and is a predicted model, not a curated record.
AUGGAGGACGCGCACCGGGCCGCCCGCCUGGCCGCCUCCUGCCUCCGCACGCCGCUCGACCCGCGCACUCGGGCCCCCGCCGCGCUCUACGAGCGGGGCCCGCCGCCCGCCGCCGCGCAGGAUGGCUUUGACUUGGAUUCAAAUACCAACAGAGAGCAGGCCUCCCCUCCAAAGAGAGACUGUGACAAAUGGAUAGACUUUUCCAAAAUGUACAGUUCAAAUCAAGAGUAUUACUUGAAGCUGGAAGAGUUGAAGAAUGCCCACAUGGAGACCAUGGCAAAACUGGAAAGUAUGUAUCAGAACAAGCUGUAUUUAAAAGGAGUACAAGCCCUGGAUAAGAGAAAUGACACCUCUCCAAAGUGCUGUAGGCCAACUUGGGACAAGAGUUCAUAUCAGCCUCUUAACCUGCACAAAUCCUUUUCAGACUCAGACUUGAGCGAUCCCUCGGGCCCAAGCGUGUCGGACGCGUCUGAUGGAGAAUUAGUGUUUGAGGAGAACGGCAGCGAAGCUGGAUCAUCCUCAUUUGCUAAACAGCAGAUUGAAAAAAUGUGGGAUGGGUUCUGCCUGGAAGAUUACAUGUCCCGUGCCAAGCCCAGCCUGCCCAGCUCACCAGCCUGCAGGAAAGCGCACAAGAAAGAGAAAGGGAAAGCGUGGUCCCCCAGAGUCACCGUGCCCAAGCCCUUCCAGAUGACCAUCAGGGAAGCUCAGAAGAAAGAGCAGAACGUCAAAUCCAAGUCACAGAUUGAGCUGGAAAACCACCUGCUGAAGAAGCAGCUGGAGGAGGAGGCGGAGUGCCAGAAGAAGUUCCGAGCCAAGCCCGUGCCCGCCGCCGUGUUCCUGCCGCUGUACCAGGACAUCGUGCGGCGCCGCGAGGAGCGCAGGAGCUCGGUGAGGGAGAGGAGCAGGCUCCAGCUCCUGGCCACGCAAAAACCCUUCAAGUUCAUGGAGCGAGAGAGGCAAAGGUGUGAAGCCAGAAAAAUGCAGUUAAAAGACCUUUCCCCACCUGAAAAUAAAAUCAAAGUGUUCAGAGCAAAACCAGUCCCCAAAUGUGUUUAUAGUGCAGAUUUCCAUGACAAGGUGAAGGAGGAGGAGCUCUGCAGGGAAAUCAGGAUCAGGAUGAGAGCUGAGGAGCUGCUGCGAAAUUCAUCCGUACCCAACAGCAGACUGGCCUUAAAAGGGACCAACAAAAAGAAGAAGCACAGGAGCACUGAGCCAAAGCAAAUGGAGCACAAGGUCAGGAUCAAAUCGAGCGUUCCUGAUUUUGACCUCCUACAUGAGAAAUUCCAGAAACGCCUCCUGCGACAAAAAAAAGUGAAACCCCUCACUGUCUGUGAGCCUUUCGACCUUUGUACUUCAUACAUCCCCUCAAAAAAGGACAAGAUCUUGAAGGACAUGCAAGAGGAUGAGGAGAAACUGAAGGAAACUCGGUGGCCGUUUGCCUCUCCGAGACGGAAGCCUCAGUCAGGGGCAAAGCCUCAUCUGGAAGAGGGAAAAUCCAAACCUCCCAGAACCACAGAAUCCACCAGGCGACGGCUGCAAGCCCUGAGGAAUUCCCUUGAGGAAAAGAGAAAGCUGGAAGAACAACAAAAAAGGAACAGAAACAAGCAGAAACAAAGAACGAAAAAUUUCCAGAAAAUUGUGAUGGCUCGGGCUGAGGCCAAUGACCCACAUCAGAGCCUAGCUCAGAUGUCUAAACCCAGAUUAAAAACAUUCAGGAACAACGAGAGGCAGAGAAGGCAGGAAUACUUGCAGGAACUGCAAGAAAUGGAAGAAAGAGUGAAACAAAUGCCAUUGCUUUUUGAAAGAGUCACUCAGAAAAAUGCCAGAAUAGCUGCAGAAAAGUAUUAUUCAAACAGGCUGAGGGCACUGGGGAUCUGCCCAGAGUUUGUUUCAAAGAAAGGAGGAGCAGCCAAAUCCCUGCAUUUCUCCACUGCUGGGGAUUUCACCUCCACUGCUGGCAGAGCAAGAGUCACCAAGGUUAAAGUGAGAAAAAUUCAAUUCUUGGAGGAAGCAGCUGCUGACAGUCCCCAGUCUGAGCAGUCCUGGGAGGAAGAGGAGGAGGAGAAGGGAAAAGGUGUCAAAACCUCCACCCCCGAUGGGCAGUGCAGUGACCUGGAGGAUGGGGCCGGCCUUGGGCCUGGAUCCAGCCAGCACAGUGACCAGGGGGAGGAGGAGGAGGAGGAGGAAGGCAAGGCAGACCUGUCACUUGGCCAUUCCCAGGAGGAAGAGGAAGAGGAGGAAGAAGCCAAGGCAGGUCCAUCCCAUGGCCAUUCCCAUGAGGAAGAGGAAGAGGAGAAAGAAGCCAAGGCAGGCCCAUCUCUGGACCAUUCCCAGGAGGAGGAAGAGGAGGAAGAAGCAGAAGCAGGCCCAUCCCAUGGCCAUUCCCAGGAGGAGGAAGAGGAUGAGGAUGCCAAGGCAGGCCCAUCCCAUGGCCAUUCCCAGGAGGAGGAAGAGGAGGAUGAGGAUGAGUCCAGCCCCAGGUCUGAUGGCUCCCAUGAGGAGGGAGCUCAGUCUGACCGCGAAGCUGAGGGUGCUUUCCAGUAUGAGGAUGAGGAGUAUGAGAGUGCUGGCUCUGAGGAGAAGACCAGUGAUGAGGAAGGGCACUGAGGAGGGCUGGGGCUCAGGAGCCUCUCUCACUGCUGGCUGUGCUUUUUGAAGCACUUUCUGUUUUUACAAUAUUGCUUCCUCUGGAAACCAUCCCUCCUGCCCAUGGUUAUCACAGCACUAAGCAGGUCAUGCUCUCUUUUCCUUUCAGGAAGAAAUUAUUACAUCUUUACCUUCUACAGUUGCUCCAGAUGAAGAGAAUAACAAAAUAAUUCAAAUUCUUGAAGCAAAUGUUUAAAGCCACCCCUGGUUUGGAAUGAAUUCUGGUCUCAUGUAGAAUCCUCUGUGGCAGCAAGCAAAACAUUUCCCUGAGCUUGGCACAUAACAGGCACUCUAAAGAUCAAGAUAUAUUAUUAAAUAUUGUAUCAGACAGCAGAGGAAAACUUGGUGCUUUACUACACACCCAAAAUUCUGUGAAUUUGUACCUCUUAGUUUAGGAGCCCUGCCAGUGCAGGAAUUCUCUUUGUUUUCCAGUCAGAAAGCUCAAGUUGCUCUUUUUCACCAAGAAAAUAAUUUAUUUUGUAUUACUGUUCUUUGUUGCACUCUUCAGUGACAUUGGUGCACCUGUGUUCCCAAAGUCAGCUCAUUAUUUCAUGACAAAUUACACAAUAAUUUAAUAAUAAAUUUCAGAGUGCUGUGUAAGUGCUGAGGCAGGGCAGGUUUUGGAGCAGGAAUUGCCAUUUUACCCCUGCAAAAGGGGAAUAUUUUUACCUCAGGGAGCUCCAGUUGAAUGAAGCUGUGCAAGGGAGUGCUUUAAUAGCUCUUCUUACACACUGACUGCUCAGGACUUCAGCUACUCCACAAAAACUCCCCAAAAAUGUUUGGGAUUUGUUUCUUUUCUUGUAUCAGUACUCCCUUCCCCUACUAUUACUGACUUCCUUGCUAAAAAAAUCUGUCAUCCUUUUUUCCCCUUGUUUUGUUACACACUUUCUCUGUGUUUGGAAGUUUUUUAAGCAUUCUUACUCUUAUUUAUUUUUCAAGUGCGAACAUAACUAAUGUGAAUUUGAAGCUUUUUUUAAAACUUGAAUAAAGUAUCUGUGCAAUUAUUAA